This is a messenger RNA of Fusarium pseudograminearum CS3096, 4401 nucleotides long. RefSeq lists its product as uncharacterized. The transcript is spliced from 4 exons. Lineage: Eukaryota; Fungi; Ascomycota; Sordariomycetes; Hypocreales; Nectriaceae. Gene Ontology annotation, molecular function: protein binding. The record is from RefSeq and is a predicted model, not a curated record. The coding region runs from base 1 to 4401 and encodes 1466 amino acids.
AUGCCAACUAAUCUUCCAUCGAGCUUUGCCUCGGCUGCCGCUGGUCAAAACUCCAACGCCAGAGGAGCAAGGAUUGACGUAAGGGGAAACAAUUCUGGAGAUUGGGCCGCCAGGAGAGAUGGUCGAUCUACGAAUGGUACACUUACCUUCCGUCGGUCAUCUACAACGCCCCUCGGCCAGCCCUCUUCUCAGCCGCCGCCCUCAACGGAUCAUGCAGUUCAACCCCCCGCCACCGCCGAGAGCCCUGUGAAUGCGUCCAGCUCGACAUAUGAGUUGCUCCCCGCACGAUACACAAGGGAGGAGCUUCUUGACAUCUACAGCUCACAAAAAUCGACCGGCGAUGUAUCCCACCUUUUUGCCCCAGGUUGGAAUCCUGGGCAAAUGAAUGGACAUGCUCCCAGAGGCUGGGGCAAGAGCAAUGACAACCAUAUCCCUCAGGAACCUGGCGCCUGCUGGGAUGAUUCUGGAGAAUCGGCUCCAAUGGGGCUGCAAGAUAUGUCCGUGGAGGAAAGAGAGGCUUUUAAUACUGAAAUUAAUUCGCCGCUUAAACCCCCGACCCAGAACAAAGACGCCCACCAAAGUGGUGCAAAUGGACGUAAGGCAUCUUUAUCCCAAGGCACUUCCAACACUUUUGGCGUCAGUUCACCUUCGUCGGCUACACGACCAGGCACACGACGACGCGAGACAAUCGAAUCGAACCCUUUCGGUGGAAGUGCCCUGGCAUCCCCCACUGCUGCCGGCCGGUUCAAUCGUGACGACCAAGCAUUCUGGUUUUCCCGUAGCAAAACCGACCUUAAGGAAGCCGAAGCCGACGAAUCCGACAACGAGCCUGGUCCCCGUGAGACGCCUGGCAAGCUGCCCCCCUUUGGCAAUUUGAUGCGCUCUAACACAGGUGGUAUUGGUGGUGUUGGCUCCAUCUGGCCACCUUCUAAUCAGACAACGCCCGGUGCAGGAGGGUUUGGAAACUUUGCUCUGACAGGUUCGCCUGCCGUGGGUGAUAAACGUGUUGGUGGCGCUGCCAGUGGAAGCCGGUUGGCUCAUCUGAUUCCAAAGGAUAGUUCGGAUAAUCUGAGUGGCAAGGCUGCGGAGGGCCAAAACCCUCUCAGUCAGCAAUCUUGGCGAUCUCGAACUCGAGCCGACACUGAUCCUUUUGGAGACGAUACUGUGUCAGGUAGCGCAGUACUUAGUGGCGCUCCGGACACCGACACUACCAGUCUAUCCCAGCAAAACAAUCCGGCAGGCGCGAUGGGCACCCCCAUCAAGGGCUCCGCUGCCGAUUUUGGUAUGUCUGGCCUUAGCCUUGCAGGUCAUGGCGAUGACGGCCCUUUGAGCCCCUCUGAGACCAACCCCUUUCGUAGUCCUCCAGCUGAGCGACACGGCCAUGACGGCGAUGGCAGCGACGACAAACCUCAUGGCGCAGGUCUCCACGAUGCCCCCUCGAAUUUUGGCUCCAUCGGCCGCGGCUUUGGGGGUUAUGAUGGAGGUGACCGCAGUCAGACAUCCAGCGUGGGUGCCAAGGCCUACCCAUCCUUGAAUACUCUGGGCUGGCCCGCACCCAGUGGCCCUGCAAUCGGAACUCCGGAUCGCGAAAGGCCCAACCUGGGUGGUGUGUUUGGAAACUCUCUUUUCAGCCCUAUGGGGGAGCUCCAAUCACCUGGGUUGUCGAACCUCAACAAUGUUUUUGGCCCCGCCAGUGCUGGCGGCCUAGGAACUGGAAGCAUCGGACGCGGUAGCAAGAUGGGGUCUUUGUUUCCUGCUGCCAUGCAGGCACAGAUGCAGACCAUUGAGCACGACAACAACUUGUCUGACUCUCUACCCGAUCUCCGCCAGAGUAACCCUUUGGGCGCUAUCGGCAGAAGCAACUUUGGAAUCCCAACCCGCGACACUGAGAGUCCAAUGCGACCCAAUCGUGGAGUUUUCGAGGAACUUUUCCCCUCUAGUGAUGCCUCUCGAGCUCAGGGUGUUUUCACCACUGGUGACUCUAAUCACCCUACCUCCGCCGCGGUAGCCCCCCAGUCUUUCACACCUAUUGGUGGCGGUUUGCCUUUUGGGGGUAGUCAAGGCGGCGCUGAGCCUCCUUCUGCCCAAGUCCGACAGAUGGUUAUGCCCGACCGUAUGAGAUGGGUUUAUCUCGACCCGCAAGGACAGGUGCAAGGUCCGUUUACUGGUCUGGAGAUGAACGACUGGUACAAAGCAAACUUCUUUACCCCUGAUCUGCGAGUGAAGAAAGUGGAGGAUCCCGAAUUUGAGCCUCUGGGUCAACUUAUUCGUCGCAUAGGUAACUCGCGCGAGCCGUUCUUGGUACCUCAAAUCGGCAUUCCCCACGGUCCCCCUGCGCAGCCUGGACCUUUCCCCUCUCAGGGAAACAGUGGUGUAGUGCCGCCCCUGAGCGGCGUGUUCCCCAGUUUCGGGCGCACCCUUACGGCUGAGGAACAAAAUAACCUGGAGAGACGCAAGCAGGAAGAGCAGUAUCUGAUGGUUCAGCAGCGGGAAUAUGUCAUGCGCGCUCAGGCGAUGUCCAAAUUCCCCAUUCCCGGCCCAAUGCUACAGCACCACUCCAGCGCCCACAGCCUCCAGAGUCAGCCUAGCUUUGGAAGUAUCUCCUCGCCAAACCCCAUCGGAAUGGCUCCUCACCAGCAGCCCAUCGGUGCUAUGCCCCCUUCUGGCGGUUUCUUUGAAGGAGCUGGGCCAGUAGGCAGCCAGACAUCAGUCCCGUCGGGUUCGGGAAACGGAGAUCCCUUCAGAGAUGAUGACCUGUCGAGCUUUGCGAACACUGAGCGUCAGCUACUCGCCAAUCUUCAGAGCUCCGGUGCGCCCCAUCCCAUCGGAGCCCCUGCUGCCGAUGCUGGUGUUCGCGCUGGACUGCCCGACACGGAGAACCUUGAGCAAGAUCCUGAAGGGUUCAAAAAUCGCCUACAACAGUUUGAAGAUCUCCGAGCUGAAAUCGAGGCUGAACAGGCUGCCAAGCCCGAAGAGAGUAGUGAUGAGGAAUUAUCUGAAGAACUCGCUCCUGCUGACGAGGCUGCUCCCGAGGAGACCCAGCAACGUGCGGAGGUUCCAGUUUUGACUGGCAAGGCUGCUCGAGCUGCCAAGAAGAAGGCUGCAGAGGACGCUUUGUCUCUGACUCAACAGGUCCAGCAGACUCAGGCCGCCGCCGCUGCAGCCGCUGCUCAGCCAGUCGAGCCCGAUAUGCCGAUGCCAUUUCCCCCUCCCGCGUCUACUGGAACUCCUCUUCCCGCCCCAACAGCCCAGCGUGCCCGGUCGAACCUCCCCGAACAGUACAAUCGCUCUCAGACCGGAACCCCUGACAGUGCUUCCGUCAAUGCGCAGCCACCACCACUGGCUCCUUGGGCAAAGGACCACGGAGCUGAGAGUCACAAGGGGCCCAGCCUGAAGGAGAUUCAAGAGGCCGAAGCACGUAAGGCUGCCAAAGCUGAGGAGGUUGCUGCUGCUCAGAGGAAGGCUAUUCUUGAGCAAGAACUCAAAGAACGUGAGAAGACAGCUGCCGCUUCUAACGCUGGUCUACCCGCUACUAGUACUUGGGGCCACGGUUCUCCUGCUCCAGCUGGCAGCCCUUGGUCCAAGCCCGGGCCAUCCAAGACUACCUCUACCGCUGCCCCUUCAGCUCCGGCUUCUAGCAAGAAGACUCUUGCCGAGAUCCAGCGUGAGGAAGAGCUUCGUAAACAGAAAGCCAGCCAGGCAAGCCCUCAGGCCAGUACUCCUACUGGCGUAUCCAAGAGCUAUGCCAACCUAGCCGGCAAGCCAGGCCAAUCCAUCCUGACUAAUGCUGCGUCUGCUGCGGCCGCCGCUGCUGCUACGGCUCCACCCCCCGGGAGUGGUUGGGCUACUGUUGGUGCUGGUGGUAAGGUUAAGGUUCCCACCGGUCCAUCGUCACAAGGUCGAACAGUCAGUGCCACCAACAUCAAGCCUAUUGCUUCGCCUACAAAGCCAACCUCUAAGCCUGUGACUUUGGGCAAUGGCAAGGCUGACACUGGCAAUGCUGCCAUGGAGGAGUUCAACAAGUGGGUCGGCCGGGAGCUUUCCCGGGGCAUUACUGCAGUCAGCGAUAUCGCCACUUUCCAGGCCACUCUUGAUAUCAUGCCUCUUGACGCUGGCUUGAUUGCUGACGCUGUUUACGGUAACUCGACCACUAUGGACGGCCGUCAUUUCGCCGAGGAAUUCAUUCGCCGCAAGAAGCUUGCUGAACGCGGAGUCGUUGAGAAGCAGCCCGACAACAAGGGGGGGAACGGUGGCGGUUGGAGUGAAGUUGCCAAGAAGGGAGGUUCCAGCAAUUCCGCCACCACCGCUACUGCUGCCACUGCUACUAGCCCUCGAGAUGACGCCGGCAUGCAGGCCGCUGGUUUUAAGGUUGUGCCAGGCCGAAAGAAGGGCAAGAAAUAG